Spodoptera litura is the source of this 1761-nucleotide messenger RNA. NCBI's taxonomy places the organism in Eukaryota, Metazoa, Arthropoda, Insecta, Lepidoptera, Noctuidae. The record is from RefSeq and is a predicted model, not a curated record.
AUGACACUGAGAAAUAAGAAAAGGGUUCAACAGCGGCUGCACUCCCUCUCCUUCAUAGUGCACCUCUCAAAUAUUCGAGGUUUGCACUCAAAUGUCAAUGCGGUCCAUCACCACCUCGAGACCGAGAACCCUACACUCUUGUUUCUCUCGGAGACCCAGAUCAGGUGCCCGUCGGACGUAUCCUACCUGGACUACCCUGGUUUUUCUCUGGAGCACAAUUUUGUUCCGCAUGCAGGUGUAUGCGUAUACGUCCGAGACGGCAUCUGUUACCGGCGUCUCCGAAACCUUGAAGACCCAAGCUUUUCUGCUCUCUGGAUACUGGUGGACAUAGGCAUGGAGAAAAUUCUUUAUGCCUGUGUCUAUCGGUCGCACAGCGGAGAUUUGGAGGCGACCAGAUUAGCGCAAUACCUCGGCGAAGCGGCGGAUGCGGCUCGUCAGGCGUACCCUUCGGCACAGUUGGUGUUACUGGGGGACUUUAACGCCCAUCAUCAGGAGUGGUUAUUCCCAUACCAGUGCACCGACCAUGCUGGAAGGGAAAUGCGUAAGCUUGCGCUUUCGCUUGGCCUGACCCAGCUGGUCCAGGAAGCCACAAGGGUGCCCGAUGUCGAUACGCACACUGCCAAUUGCUUAGACCUUCUGCUGACAAGUGAUCCAGACCGCUACUCGGUGACAGUCUCAUCACCUCUAGGUAGCUCUGACCACUGUCUGGUGAAAUCUGUAUCGACACACUCCCCACCAGAUCCGAGUCCCAGAGGACCUCGGCGGAUGUGGCGAUACAAGUCAGCGGACUGGGAUGGGAUGCGAUCUUUUUUCGCUUCCUAUCCUUGGCGGCCUGUCUGCUUCUCUUCUGAUGACCCGUCAGCUUGUGCGGAAGCCGUAACGGGGGUGCUGCGCCAGGGCAUGGAAUACUACAUUCCAUUCUCGGACGUGGCAUCCUCUGGUGGGACCCGUCCUUGGUUCGAUGCCGACUGCGGACGUGCCGAAGCGCAAAAGCAGGCGGCAUACUUGGCAUGGGCGGAUGCCAGGCGCCGUAGGGCUGAUGACAUUCAUCAAAAGAAGAGAGCCUUUAAUCGGGCUGCCAAGUCAUGCAAAAAGGCAUUACGGAUGGCUCGAUUUAACCACAUUGGCCGUAUAGGGAACAAACUAGCUUCCUACCCAGCGGGAAGUAAAGCCUUUUGGUCCCUGGCCAAGGCGGUUGAAUCGAACUUCUGUCGCUCCUCACUUCCUCCGCUCCUGAGGUCUGACGGAACGCUGGCUCACACUGCGGUAGAGAAAGCGAAUCUAUUUGCUUCUCUAUUUGCGGAGUCUUCGCGUCUUGACACUGGUGGCGCCUUGCCUCCUUCUGUUAAUAGCGUAUGCAAGACGAAUAUGUCGCAAAUUCGCAUUCGACAGAGGGAGGUAUAUAGGACGCUACGCGAUCUGGACGUGAACAAGGCCAGUGGUCCCGACGGAAUCCCAGCCCUGGUUUUAAAAACCUGUGCGCCUGAGUUGUCUCCAAUCUUGACACGUCUGUUUCGCCUUUCCUUGGAGACGGGUCUAGUACCGGUUGCAUGGAAGCUGGCCAACGUACAGCCUGUGCCUAAAAAAGGUAGUCGUGCCGACCCUAACAAUUACCGCCCUAUUUCGGUCACGUCCAUACUCUGCAAGAGCAUGGAACGUGUUCUUAACAAUAGACUCCUGGCAUACCUUGAAGUAUGGAGUCGAUCUGAUGAUGGAGUCAAGAGACAGCCGAGGGAACUCCUCGAGAAUUUGUAUCCAUGA